Messenger RNA from Daldinia caldariorum, 477 nucleotides. RefSeq lists its product as uncharacterized. The record is from RefSeq and is a predicted model, not a curated record. NCBI's taxonomy places the organism in Eukaryota, Fungi, Ascomycota, Sordariomycetes, Xylariales, Hypoxylaceae. Bases 1 to 477 code for a protein of 158 amino acids. The transcript is spliced from 3 exons.
AUGGUAGAGGUGUUUACACUGAUUGGCGGCCUUGCGGCUAUGAUGCAACUGGCUGGUUCCGUGGUCGAGUUGACAAAAGAAUUGCGUGUUUGUGUGCGCACUAUACGCUCCGCGCCGAAAGAAAUCGAAUACUUUAUUCUUCAGACCUACAUAUUUACUAAUUUACUCUGUUAUUUUCACGAGGUCGCGAAAGGAUCUGCUGCUGUUAUGAAUGAAAACCCCAAAGCUAAGCGAGCCAGAAUGAGAGGGUUUGCUUAUCUCGUUCGACGUUUUAUUGAUAUUAAGGGUGCCGACACGGCGUCACUGAAUACGCUCUGGGCACGAUUGCUGUGCCUUUGGAAAAGGCUAGACGUGCCAGAGUUGCACUUAAAUCUUCAGAGCGCAAUAGCUAAUAGCCAAUAUGAACCUACCAUGAAACCUGUUUACAUGUACGUUGCAUGGUUAAAUGCACUAGUACGGUUCGUAUUCAACUGCUGA